Molecule: messenger RNA, 607 nt
Organism: Dendrobium catenatum
Lineage: Eukaryota; Viridiplantae; Streptophyta; Magnoliopsida; Asparagales; Orchidaceae
Product: polcalcin Phl p 7-like
Exons: 1
Coding region: 59-337 (92 amino acids)
Molecular function (GO): enzyme regulator activity; calcium ion binding
Source: RefSeq, a predicted model, not a curated record
UACAACUUGAACUCGUCUCCUCAGCUUCCAUCCUUCCUUUCAUCUCCCUUCAGCUGCUAUGGCUAUCAAACACGUGCGUUCAUUGAACUCAGGCAUGACAGUGGAGGAAUUCAAGGAAUGGCUCAUGAGGUUCGACUCAGACGGCGAUGGGCGAAUCAGCAGGCAUGAGCUUCGACAGGCGAUUCGUAGCAUUGGUGGCCGGUUCAGCUGGUGGAAGAGUAAGAAGGGACUCCGGCAGGCCGACUCAAAUGCUGAUGGAUUCAUUGAUGAUGCAGAAAUUGACAAUCUUGUGAGCUUUGCACAGAAGAAAUUGGGGUUGAAGAUAGCAGCAGAUUAACUAGCUUGUGCUGAACUUUGCCUUAACUGUUUAAUAAGCUUCUGCUGCUUCUGCUUCUAGCUGGUUUUUAGAUAUGUCAAGUUGUAUCAUCUCUGAUCUUUAAUGACAGGUUGGAGUUUCUAGUUAAUGAAAAGUAUUGUUGGUAUGUGUGAGGGUAACUGAACCUUUAAAAGCUUUGAGUUAUAGUUCCGAUCUUUCAUGUCUCAGACCAUUUAAAUCUUAUAAGUUUGAAGAGAUCAGCAAAUUAAUUAACUUCUGUUCAAUUUUACA